CAUGGAAUUUAGUGACAAAGACCGCUAUCUGGAAAAUAUUGAAUAGACCAAAUGAUUUUGAGUUAGGCAAUGAAAAUAGAUAUCGGUAUGAUUCGGAAUAUGGAACAAAUACUGAAAAGUGUGAAGUUGUUCAUACUUACAUUUUUAGCCAACAGCGAUUGAAAUGAAUUCUGAACAAAAUGCCCAAAAAAAUACAAAAGAAAAAACGGUGUCAAAGUCACCCAUUUCCUUUAACUACUUUUGAAAGGAAGGAUCUAAACUCGUGGACUUUUUACACUGCUGACAUACAUCAACUUACUGUGGUUGUGAAGGACAAGGAUGAAGCAGAUGCAAUGCAUGAAAUGGGUUCAUUUGGUACAUGGGCCGAUGAUGAUACAAUGAAUAUAGAGGGGGCUUCGGCAAAGGACACUACUACCAAAAAAUUUAUCAUGACAUAUGAAGAAGCAUUUUUCCUGUCAUUCGCACUCGGCUGUCUAUUCAUUAGUUAUGAAUCAAAAGAAAUUGAUAUAUCAGAGCAGUGGAAUUUGUUUUGCUCCAAGAAGAAAAGAUUUCCUGUUACUUAUGCAGUUUAUCAUCAUUUUCGAACAAAAGGUUGGGUUCCAAAAGAAGGAUUGAAAUUCGGGACCGAUUACAUUCUAUAUAAACAUGGACCAUCAUAUACUCAUGCUGCUUAUGCUGUUAUCAUUCAGGAAGUAAAUGAUGAUUUAACGAAUUCUGACCGGUCAAGCAGACAUUUAACAUGGACUUCCAUGGCUGGACUGGGAAGACUUGUUUCAUCAGUAUCAAAAAGUUUACUCAUAUGUUCAAUCACAUCAACAAAUAUUGACACAAGUUCACCAAACUGCUUGAAACAAAUGAACAUAUAUGAAACAGUUUUCUCUCGAUGGAUGUCAUCCAAGGAACAAGAAGAUGAGUUGGAUGUUGACACAGUGUUUUGAGUUGAUUAUGUCACUUCUAUGUAUUAGCCUCAGCUGCUUCUUUUUCUACCUCUUCCGCUUUCUUCAUUUCAUCUAGAAAGAUGAUGAUCCGCUU
This is a messenger RNA of Styela clava, 1032 nucleotides long. NCBI's taxonomy places the organism in Eukaryota, Metazoa, Chordata, Ascidiacea, Stolidobranchia, Styelidae. The record is from RefSeq and is a predicted model, not a curated record.